Messenger RNA from Leptosia nina, 3102 nucleotides. The record is from the annotation of a GenBank genome assembly. NCBI's taxonomy places the organism in Eukaryota, Metazoa, Arthropoda, Insecta, Lepidoptera, Pieridae.
AUGGUGGAUCAUGGUGAAUCGUUUAAGUGGCGCGGUGCGAUCCUGUCCACGAUAAAUAGAAGUUUUCGUCUCAAAAGAGCCGUGGAAAGCAAGUCUAUGGAUUCUGCGGGUCUGAACUCAUCAAGCGAGGCGUCAACUAUGCGACCUUUAGAGAUAGUCGCGCCGAGGAUAGACACAUACCGUUUCUCCAUGGCUAACCUUGAGGAGACGCAGGAUGCUGAUCUGGACGCUAUUCUUGGGGAACUUUGCGCCCUGGACUCGGAGUACGAUGAGGAACUGUCCAGAGUUUCGGCAGACUAUUCAACUUCUUCAAAGGACCGCGUGGAUGGUGAAGUGCCUCAGAGGCCUGACAUCAAAGAGACUGAUGGUGGAGCUCAUAUCACCAGAACCGAUUCACCUGACAACGACUCUGCUUUCAGCGACACCGUGUCCAUGCUUUCAAGCGAAUCUUCGGCUUCAAGUAGCGCUAGCUCUAAGUGCAAGCCAAUGAAACUUACGUUACAUCCAAACCAGAAGGACACCCUUUAUCAACAGAAGGCAGACAAGAUCAAAUUAGCUCUGGAACGCAUGCGGGAGGCAAACGUGAAGAAGCUCUUCAUCAAAGCCUUCUCCACCGAUGGUUCGUCCAAGAGCUUGCUCGUUGAUGAGAAGAUGACAUGCGGCUACGUGACCCGACUCCUGGCUGAUAAAAAUCAUGUUUCGAUGGAACCCAAAUGGGCCAUUGUGGAACAUUUACCAGACCUGCAUAUGGAGCGUGUAUACGAAGACCAUGAAAUGUUGGUUGACAAUCUGAUGCUGUGGACAAGAGAAUCCAAGAACAAGAUCCUCUUCGCUGAAAGGCCAGAGAAGAACUCGCUGUUUCAGACGCCAGAGAAAUUUCUUUUGAGUGAAGACGAUAGAGGCUGGUCUAAUGACAAUGAUGAUCAUCUACGCCAAGUCAUCAUUGAUGAAUUCUUCAGUCAGAGCAAUACGACGACACCAGCCAUCUCUGGCCAUCCUGUUCCACCAAUGGAAGGCUUCCUUUACUUGAAGAGUGAUGCUAAGAAAGGCUGGAAGAAAUAUUACUUCGUGUUAAGACCCUCGGGUCUAUACUACGUACCGAAAGAUAAAGUGAAGACCUUAAAAGAGCUGGUCUGCUUAACCACCUUCGAUAACAAUGAAGUGUAUGUCGGCAUUAACUGGAGGAAGAAAUACAAAUCUCCGACGGACUAUUGUUUCGCGAUUAAACACCCGAGGCUGCAGCAACCAAAGAGUGUUAAGUUCAUAAAAUUCCUCUGCGCUGAUGACCAGCAGACCUUGGACAGAUGGGUCACAGCCAUGCGGAUAGCUAAACACGGACGACAACUGCUAGAAAAUUACCGUUCCCUGGUCGAAGAGUUAACGCAAGAAGAUUUGGACCAUUUGGCGCAUGCACGCUCUUGUUCUAUUACGUCAAUUCCAACGAAGACAAACAACCCGCCGGUCGUCAGUAACCCAGUGCAGCCAACAUCAAGUAAUGCUAGCGUUGCCAACUCGGACGCCAGUAGCGGAAGGCACUCACGCGCAUCUUCGUCAAGUUCCAGCGGAUGUCUUUCAGAUGGCGGCACUGCAUCAGAGAGUGCAUUUGAUUGCGAAUUUCCUAUGGGUACAAUCAAACGUAAGCCAUCCAUGAAGCCAAACAUUCCUUUGACCUGGAUGACAAGACAGCUCAAAGAAAUGGCAGAAAAGGACGAAGGCGAAACAGGAGACUGUGCAACGUUGACGCGAAGACCGCGUCAGAGGGACGACUCUACUCUUAAACGGCACCAUCCUGGUGAUAGUCGUUACCAGGGUACUGACGACUACGUGGCAGGUGAUUGCGGCACACUCACAAGGAAGCCGUGCCAGUGGGACGAUUCUACCCUUAAACGCGCUAACGGCAAUCAGUUUCAAGAAAAUCAGGAUUCAUCUGUAUACAGCACUGGCAGCAUAACAUCGUCGAGUCCCACGCACGAGUCCCCUUCAUAUGGUCACUACGAGACGAUUCCGCGUGACACCUACCGCGCCAGUGUCGACACUGCUUCGUCAAUCUAUGGUUACACCAUUUACGACACGCAGCCUACAGAAGAUUUUCCCCUACCGCCUCCGCCUGAAACAGAAGUUACUGACCCCAUGUUCUGCUCUACACUCAGUCUAGACUCUCUCCCCCCGCCCCCGCCUCUCGAACCGAUAGAAGACAUCUGCGGUUCGCAGCUUAGUCUCCCACCACCGCCACCAGAAAUAGAACACACGGGUAGAGUUCAAGAUAUUGUCACGCAACUGACCGCCCAGCAGAUAGAACAAACGGCACCAAAGCGAACGAGACCAGAAAGCAAAACCUUUCCCAGACAACCAUCUCUCGAUAGCGUCAACUCGGACACUUCCAAAACUUCCUCCCUAUAUUCCGACAAGAGCAUCAGGCAAAACGCAUACGGCGCCUGCUUGGUGGAGCUUCAAACCAAGAAACUUAGCAACGGCAGUCCAUCUGUACAAAAGAAACUAGACUCUUUACCCGGCAAAGAGAGAUCUAGCUCAAUGAAAAAGGUUAAUUUCGCAGAUGACCUCCCAACGUGUUCCGAAAAGAAGAACAAGAAGAUUAGCUUCAAUCUGACAGAUGCUCCACCGUCACCCAGAAAACCUUUACCGCCAAGACGAAACGAGAGUACAAGGCUAUCGUCACCAAAGAAACUAGCCGAUUCGAAUAGCAACCCGCCCAAGGAUUUCUUAAAAGAUCUGCAGCGUGUUAUGAGGAAGAAAUGGCAAGUCGCGCAGAAGUGUAAAUUGGAACCGACAACGACGCCACACGAAGUGCUCGGCUUUAGAGAAUAUCCGCUAUCCGAUGAUUAUAAAGAGACCAGUGUAUCCAUGUGGGUUCAAGAACAUUACGGGACGGGAUCCAUGGAAGAUCCCUUUUACGAAAAUGUGUACGGAAGGGAUUCAGUGCCAGUGAGGAGAGAAGAGCCGAAGCCAAUCAAAAAGAGACCGCCACCGGCGCCGCCCAAGCGAAGUGACUCCACGCACCUGACGACACAACCCGGUGUUCAUCUUCCUCAUACGAUCCCCAACACAAGCGCCCCACAACAUUCAGUGCAGCCGACCGCUUGA